AUGGGAUCAAUCUCACAAUCGACCGAGGCCGCCUACCGGCCUACUCCUGCCGAUAUCACCAUCAACAACCACCAACCGGGAGAUCCAGACAAAAUUCUAUUCAAAAAUGUUCUAAUCCUAGACUCGACAGGCAGCUUACCCUACCUUGGAGAUGUCCUGAUCGAGGGCGAACGUAUCAUGUCCGUGGGGCAAGUUGAUGAGACAGCCGCGGCAGGGGCCUUGGUCAUCGAUGGAGGUGGCAACAAGACGCUGAUGUCGGGCCUGGUCGAUGCUCAUACUCAUCUCAGCUUCAACAAUGCAAAGACCCUGGAUGGGUUGACCACCAUGCCCCUAGAAGAGCACGUUAUUGCUACCGCUCACUCGGCUAAAACGUAUCUUGACUGCGGCUACACCAUGUGUUUUGGCGCGGCCUCUGCCCGUGCCCGACUUGACAUCGCUAUCAAGGCCUCCAUCAAGUCCGGCAUCAUUCCGGGACCACGAACUCUGGCCAACACACCCGAAAUCACUACUACUGGAGGAGCUAUCGUUCCUGACAUAUCCAAGUAUGCGGACGGGCCUCACGAGAUGCGGAAGACGGUGCGGUCAUUCAUCGAGCUGGGAGCAGAUAACAUCAAACUCAGCAUAACUGGUGAUAACAUUACUGAUAGCAUGCCAAGCGACGAGACCUACUUCACCCUGGAGGAGACGGUCGCCGCCGUAGAGGAGGCCCACAACCGAGGGAAACGCGUGUGCGCCCAUGCGCGGAGCAAGGAAUCCGUCAAAUUAUGUCUCCAGGCAGGUGUUGACGUGAUAUACCACGCUAGCUUCAACGAUGAAGAGAGCUUGAAUAUGCUGGAACAGCGGAAGGACUCUGUUUUUGUGGCGCCGGCCAUCAAUCUGCCUCUUGCCACCUGUGCGGGUGACGCUAUCCCCUUCGGGUUCACGGUCGAGAUGGCUGAGAAGAAGGGCGUUAAAGAAGAGGUGGAAGCAGCAUGCAAGUCCAUGCGGGAGAUGCAUAGGCGAGGGAUCCGCGUGUUACCAGGUGGUGAUUAUGGUUUCGCGUGGGCGCCGCAUGGCACGUAUGCCCGCGACUUGCAUCACUUCGUUGAGCAUUUUGGCUACACACCGAUGGAGAGUAUUCUGGCGGCUACAGCACUUGGAGGAGAGAUCAUGGGCUAUCCGGAGGAUUUGGGUAAAGUGCAGCCAGGCUACUAUGCGGAUGUGAUUUUGGUCGAUGGGGACCCACUGGCAGAUAUUACUGUUCUGCAGGAUACCUCACGGCUACAUGCCAUCGUGAUUAACGGUCAUAUCCACAAGCGUGUCUGA
Molecule: messenger RNA, 1305 nt
Organism: Aspergillus welwitschiae
Lineage: Eukaryota; Fungi; Ascomycota; Eurotiomycetes; Eurotiales; Aspergillaceae
Exons: 1
Coding region: 1-1305 (434 amino acids)
Molecular function (GO): hydrolase activity, acting on carbon-nitrogen (but not peptide) bonds
Source: RefSeq, a predicted model, not a curated record